This is a messenger RNA of Ceutorhynchus assimilis (cabbage seed weevil), 408 nucleotides long. The record is from the annotation of a GenBank genome assembly. NCBI's taxonomy places the organism in Eukaryota, Metazoa, Arthropoda, Insecta, Coleoptera, Curculionidae.
AUGCUUACUAAAACCAAUCUAUCAAACACCAUUUCCAAUGCUGAAUUAGGGCUGGACAACUACAUUGUCUUCAGAAAAGACCCAUCCAGAAAGAAAUCAAUGGGAGGCACCUUGAUUGCUAUUCACAAGUCACUGCCUUGCUAUGUUGUUCCUACAAAUCCAAAGCUGGAACAAAUAUUUGUAUGUGUUGGACAAAGAAGAGCAGAAUACAUAAUUGAAUGCUUAUACAUUCCUCCAAACUCCCCAAAUACCACCUACCUGAUGGUAAGUGAAUCCAUUGAUUUUAUUCGAAACAAAUAUCCUAGUGCUGAGCUUUACAUUGCUGGUGAUUUCAAUCUACCACGAAUUGAAUGGAACCUUAUCGAAGAUUGCUCCAUUGCUCUGCCUCGGACUGAUCUCUACUUGUGA